GGGAGGGCAGGGAAGGGAGGGUCUGGGGCAGUUGCAGUCUGUGCUGUGAAGGGGGUGUGUGCGAGCCCAGCGUUUGCACCAGAUGGAGAUUCUCCAACCCAGGGAGAUGUGGGUCAGGCCCUGUGUCUCAUCGGAUCAGCCUCUGCUCAGUCUGCACUAACAACAGGAGUACCCCCUUCCUCAGCCCGUCUCUCCCUCCCUCCCUCUGUCCCCUCUCAGUCCUUCCUUCCCAUCUCCUUCAGCUCUCAGCCCCCCCCCCUCUCUCCAAUAGUUCCCACUCUCUGCCCCCAACCUCUCUCCCUCAUCCCCUUUCCCUCCCACAGCCACCCACCCUUUCACCAUCAGACUGCCCCAGUCUCCAUCAUCUCCCUGGCUCUCCAUCCAUGGUGCAAUGAGGUUCAGCCGUCUCAUCUGCCUCCUUGUGGUGGUAUGCGCUCCCUCCAGCUUGUCUACAGGGUUGCUGGAGGAACAGUCCCCGCUGGUGACGGUGCGUGUUAGAGAGGGCGGGUCAGCGGUCCUGGAAUGUCAGCCUCGCCAGCGGCGGGACAUCUCUGAACAGCAUCGGCAGGGCAGCGCCAAGCAGCACCGGGGCGAUGUCACCACCACCGUGGUGGAGUGGGUAUCCCGCAACCAUGUGCUCCCCGUCUUCCUCAAGCUCGGAAUACACCCUCCGCGGAUUGAUGCUGCUUAUCUGGGUCGGCUGAGGUUACAGAAGGGGGCGUCGCUGUGCGUGGAGCCCGUGAGGCGGGAGGACGAGGGCUGGUACCAGUGUCGGCUGCUCUUCCUCACAAACCCACAGGGAGAUCACAACGGCAGCUGGGUCCACCUAUCCGUCACCACCCCCCCGUCUCUCCGGAGCACCCCGCCCGCUGUGCUGGAGGUGGGACUGGGUGAGUCGGUGGUGUUGGGUGUGCCAGGUGGACGGAGUGCCGGAGCCGGUGGUGAGGUGGUCGAAGGACAGGAGAGAGAUGCCAGCAGGAGAUGCCCGGUCACCCAGGGAGCGGGUCCAGGUGAGUGGUGGGGUGCUGGAGAUCCCAUCCACAGGGGUCUGGAGCCGGGGUCUGUACACGUGUGAAGCCGCCAGUGACCAGGGGAGCAUCAAACACAGCACCAGCCUUCGCGUGAUAGGACCACCAGUCAUUUUGCAAGCGCCCCAAAACGCCACCAUCAACAUGACCCAGGACGUGGAGUUCGAGUGUGAGGCAGACGCCUAUCCCUCCAACGUUACAUACACCUGGUCAAAGCACAGGGUCAACGUUCAAUACAUCAGAGACAUGCGUCACCGAGUGUCCGUGCGGUCGGACGGGAAGCUGCUGCUGCGGGGGGCGACUGCACUGGACAGCGGCUGGUACGCCUGCACCGCCAGCAACGGGGUGGGGGAGCCGCCGCGCGAGUCGAUGCCUACCUCUCCG
Molecule: messenger RNA, 1412 nt
Organism: Leucoraja erinaceus (little skate)
Lineage: Eukaryota; Metazoa; Chordata; Chondrichthyes; Rajiformes; Rajidae
Product: protein turtle homolog A-like
Exons: 7
Coding region: 392-1075 (227 amino acids)
Source: RefSeq, a predicted model, not a curated record